Messenger RNA from Nasonia vitripennis (jewel wasp), 11500 nucleotides. It is a transcript of the gene Vps13, whose product is annotated as vacuolar protein sorting-associated protein 13. The transcript is spliced from 46 exons. NCBI's taxonomy places the organism in Eukaryota, Metazoa, Arthropoda, Insecta, Hymenoptera, Pteromalidae. Gene Ontology annotation, biological process: protein targeting to vacuole; protein retention in Golgi apparatus. Gene Ontology annotation, cellular component: extrinsic component of membrane. The record is from RefSeq and is a predicted model, not a curated record. Bases 395 to 10402 code for a protein of 3335 amino acids.
CAUACAACAUAAGUAUAGUCAGUCGUUUGCUCGCAGGCAGGCGCGCGAGCGAGUCUUUGUAGUUUGUACAGUCCCCCCCGCGCUUAUCAUCUUUCAUAUACGCAAUACGCAUCCAGUGAUUUUUGGGCAAGGAUUUCGGCGUGAAACCGAGAAGACGAUGUGCCUCAGCUGAUACGAUAUAAUGCGGUUGUCUUGUCGCCGUCGCCGUAGCAGAGAAAUAAUCAACAGUUCCAGAGUGAGGUUAUGUGGGUUUUCGCUCGCGGAGGAAUGUAAACACGACGUCCGCUGAUUCCAUCAUCAGACACGACGUCGCGAACUGGGCAGCUGGUGAGAAUCGGAGCGGAUUUUUUCCUGGCGGCGAGGACGACAAGAGUCGUCGGUACCAGCCGCAAACAUGGUCUUCGAAUCGAUCGUCACCGAGCUCCUGAACAAGGUCCUCGGCGAGUACAUACAGAAUUUGGAUUACAAGCAGCUCAAGCUCAGCUUGUGGGGAGGAGAUGUAGUCCUCAAGGAUUUAAUGAUAAAGGAGAGUGCAUUGGAUAUGCUAGAUCUACCUAUUAAGCUUGAAUAUGGUCGAUUAGGCAAAUUGGUGCUCAAGAUCCCUUUCAAGGACAUGUGGAACGGCCAGAUCGACGCCAUAGUCGAAGAGCUUUUUGUCCUGGUCGUUCCUACUAGUCAGGUGAAGUACGAUGCAGAGAAGGAGGCAAAGGCACAGCUUGAGGCUAAGCAUGCAGAGAUUGCUAGAGUGGAGAAAAACAAACAACUGGCUGACAUGAAAAACCAAGAAAAGGUUGAUGAUUCAAUGAUGGAAAAGCUCAUUGCACGAAUGAUCAAGAACAUACAUGUGGAAAUCAACAGAAUCCAUGUGAGAUAUGAGGAUCAUGUUAGCUUCAAGGACCACCCCUUUUCUGUUGGUUUCACUCUCAACCGAUUUGCACUGGAGAGUUGUGAUAAUACCUGGUCAUCAACUGGUAACUUGAAAGACAUGUAUGCCAUUCAACAAAUUUUCAAGCUAUGCACAAUGGAUGGUUUUGCUGUGUACUUGAAUCCAUCACCAAAGCAAUUUAGCAUAGAGCCCAAAGACAUGUACUUGAAAAUAUUUGCUGAAAGCAUUGCUACUGCUGAUUUUGUACCUGAAGAUUAUCAAUACUUACUGGGUCCAAUAAAUGUAAAGGCCAAGUUAAAGCUUAAUCCCAAGCCGGAAACUGACGGCAGUAAUUACACGAUACCAAAAGUUUUCCUGGACUUGGAAAUGCAGAAACUGCGAGUUGGACUGUCCAAGAAGCAAUAUCAGACUCUUAUGCAAAUGGGCGAAGGUCUGGAACAGGCUCGUAAUGCUGCCCCAUACAGAAAAUAUCGGCCCAAUUUGACGUCCUAUCGCGGACACUAUAAAGAAUGGUGGCGUUUCGCGUACACAUGCGUUCUAGAGGAACAGGUAAGACGGGCGCAGAAUAAUUGGGACUGGAAUCAUAUGAGAUGCCAUAGGGAUACGUGCCGAAGUUACGCUAAGGCCUAUCAAACCAAGCUUACUACCAAGAAACCUUCGCUCGAUUUGGAGAAGCAGCUAACGGAGCACGAACAGAAGUUGGAUAUCUUUAAUCUCAUCAUCAUUCGUCAACAAAUUGAAAUGGAGGUUGAAAGAUUGGCAGAAAAAGAGAAGGAUUUCAAGGCAAAACAGGGUUGGUUCGGCUUCUUGUGGGGAACGCCGCGACAAGAGGAGGUUCAGGAAAUGAAUACAGCUGCAGCUAUCAUGAAAAAGUUUGAAGAGGCAAUGACGCCACAAGAGAAGGAAAAACUUUACAGAGCUAUAGACUACCAAGAGAAUAGCGUACCAGCUCACUAUCCCGAAACCUAUGAAAUGAUUGAUACUAGGUUCUUUUUGCAUGGAUUGCAAAUUUUGCUGCUAGACACCGACAAAGAGCACCCUGAAGUUCUAGAUUUGCAAUUUAAUGGGGUGAAAGCUGGCUUCAAAUCUAGACCAUCGGCUAACGCAAUUUUAGUGACAGCUUCGAUAAGUGAUUUGAAGUUGCUUGGGGUCAAACAGAGAGAGCAAGUGCCUUCGCUUUUUAAUUCGGACAAGGAGGUUGGUUCCGAAAACGGAUUGUUUUCCGUAUCGUAUGAGAAGAAUCCUCUCGACAAGUUGUGUGGUGAUAGAAUUAUCGUCAAGUCUAGUUCAGUGCACCUAGUCUACGAUGCUCAGACUAUAAUCGAACUUGUAAAACUAUUUAAAGUACAAAACCCAUCAACCCUGAACCAAUUACAAGCUGUUGCUGCAGAACGUCUCGACAGCUUGAAACAAGCUUCUGCUUUGGGCUUGGAAUACGCGAUACAAAAGCACGCCGCCCUAGACAUUCAGAUUGAUUUGCAAGCGUCGCAGCUAAUUGUACCCUAUGGUGGAUUCUACAACAAAAACGAAUCCUUGAUCGUAAUAAAUCUUGGUAGUUUGAAAGUACACUCGCUGGAAAAACCAAAGAAUGAUGCUGCUCACUUGAGCGUCAAGCAGUUGGUUAGCAUGGGAAAAACUGAGGAAGACAUUUUGACGCACCUACGAGAAUACAGUUAUGACAGAUUUGUUUUGAAAAUUGUUAAUUUUCAAGCCCUUAUUUCGUUGGCGAAUGAAGAUUGGCGAGAUGCACUGACAAACACAGUCAGUCCAAUCAAAGUUUUGCAACCAACGACAUUGGAAGUACAGUUCCACAAAUGUCUUAUUGCUGACGACCCACUCUUACCAAAGACUAGACUUAUGGGUCAUUUACCAUCUGUGGCGAUAAACAUAACUGAAAAACGUUUACUCGAAGGCCUCGCUAUCGUGCAAAGCAUUCCAUUGCCGGAAGACGAUGUACCGGCAGAACUUACACAAGCCUCAUUGUCUAAAUCGGUAUCUCAAAUGUCAUUGUUCAAAGAGUUGACAAAUCUUCCAUCACUAAUAGAAAAAAAACAAGAACAAGUCUCGAGUUCAAUGAAGCAAACGACCGAUUUGGAAGCCAAAUUCGUUAUGAAAGAACUCACUUUGAUGAUAUCCAAGCAAGAAGAGGAAGCCAAAAUCUCUCCUUUCAUUAGAUUCGAGCUACUACAGUUGGAGGCGGAACUAAUGCAAAGAACUUUUAAUCAAGAAGUCAUGCUAAGGCUUGGAGGUGUUCAAGUAAAGCAGCAUCACGACACCGGAGAAAUCUUUAUGAUAAAUACACCAAUGUCCUUGGGAAGUGACGAAUAUCUUAUUGUUAUUCAAUUUAUUAACAUGAAUAAACGGUCACCCGAGUUUGUCAGACAAGGAUCUGUCGUAAACUUGCUGCAGCUUGAAUUUACGACACUCGAUGUUUUACUGCACCAAGAAGCCUUGAUCAAUGUUCUUCAAUUUUUAUCAAAUAUUCAAGACAAUAUUAGUGCUGCCACUACAACAUUGAAAGAAACGAAGAAAGAACAGCAAGUUGACAGAGUUGGCCAUUUAACGACUAUUCAAGAGGACACUUCAAUGUUUAUUAAAGAACAAAUUCAAAAACAAAGGGGAAAAUCUCGUCGAAAAAAAGCUCAAGUAGAGGUCGUGGAUUUAAAAGUCACUGCGAAAUUUGGUACUAUCAGUAUAAAGAUGGCAAACGAUUUCCGAGAUAUUAGUGCCUUUUAUAUCGAAGGCAUCACAGCCGGUUAUAUUAUGAAAGCCUCACACUCGAAAGCUAACGUCCAACUGAGCUCCAUAAAUAUCAAAGAUCUAUAUGCAAUGUCCAUAUACAAGAAUAUCGUGGCAGUUGACGGUUCGGAGUCUCUUCAGAUCGAAGCAAUAAUGAACAAUCUCGAACCAGAUGACUCGGACAAGAACAAUAUGUCGAUCACUAUCACAAUGGGUUGCCAUCGUAUUGUCUUCUUGAAUGCUUUUGUUACAACAGUCAUGAAUUUCCUGAAUAACUUCCAAGCUGCACAAUUAGCCAUAGCUGAAGCGUCAGCAGCAGCUGCCGAGGCAGCCAAGACAAACAUUAAAGACGUGCACGAACGGGCUACCAAGAUCGAGCUAUCCGUAAAACUGAAGGCUCCGGUGAUAUACGUGCCAUUGAAUUCGACAAGUGAGCAUUGCCUAAUGUUAGACAUGGGUAACCUCACAGUUAGCAACGUACUGCGCAAGCUGGAGGUAGAUACCGAGUCAGGCGAGUAUCCUAUAGUUGAUGAAAUGAACAUCGAGUUACAAAACCUUAAGUUGUCCAGGGUACGACUAAACAAGGACAAAUUCACAGUAGAGAAUGAGGUGUUGCUUCUCCAGCCAGUAAGCUUCAUUUUGCAGAUAAAGCGUAACCUGUCGACGGCCUGGUUCCGCGCAAUACCGGAUAUCGAAAUGUCCGGUAGGUUGAAACGCAUUGAUGUGCUGCUUAAUCAGGAAGAUUACGCGAUGAUCAUGUCGACUCUUAGCGAAAAUCUUGGCGAGAGCUUUGAGGAUGGUGCUGCUGUCACAACACAAUCUGUAGCUAAAGUUGACCGGAAGAGUAUUGCUGAGGAGCCUAACAAGACAACGACGUUCAAAGCAGACGUAGAGGUUGUCAAGGAAUCGGCAACAAGUAGUGAUCUUCAAGAGCAACGUACUGUACAAACUACUAUCAAAUUUGAAUUUAUAAUGGAUAGUCUCGUCAUUGAACUCUUCACCGGAGGAUCUAAAAUGCUAAAAACUCAAAACUCUCCUCUACAUUUGCCAGAGAACAGUCUGGCCAAGUUUGGUCUCACCUAUCUAGCGUUGAAAGGGCGGAUGUUCACGGAUGGUCUUCUGGCAACCUCGAUUCUGUUGAUGAACUGUACACUCGAUGACACGAGACACAAUCGACAGGGCUCACUUGUCAGAAUCAUGGAACGAACUACCGAAGUGCCCAAGUUGGAAAACUUGGGACAAGAUGAGGCUGGUGUAAAACCGGUCAGAAGCAUGCUGGAUGUUACAGUCAGGAAAGGACCAAACGAUAUGUUUGCGGACGUUCGCGUAUUCUCCUUUAGUAUAAUAGUCUCUCUAGACUACCUCAUGAAGAUCAAGGAUUUUUUCAACUCUGGACCUCAGCCUACACAACAAUCCACCCUACAAGCUUCACAGAAAACACAGUUAGAACAGGCUGCAAAGAAGAAAGUAGCUCAACCCGCUCCUGCUCAACCGGAUACAAUGAUGACAAUAAAUUUGCAUAUCGAAAAACCAGAUAUUAUUUUGCUGGAGGACAUGGACGACAUCGACUCUAAUUGCAUUGUUUUAAAUACCGAGAUACUACUGAAAGUUCGACUGAUGGGUGACCACCAAGUUAUCAACGGUUCCAUAAAAGAUUUAUCGAUUCUCGCCGGUAUUUAUAAUCCAGCAAAGAGAUCAGACUGGAUCUAUCAGGUGCUGAGACCAACCAGCAUUAGCAUCGCAGGAUCGACUCCUGAGGGCAAGGGUUUACACGUUGAUAUUUGCAGCACGGACAUUCACAUAUCCGUAUCGCCAGGUGUCAUUGAAAUAUUAAAUCGAGUGGUGCAAACAGUAACCAAAAAAGAAGAGGAACAAGAAGUCAAGAAACUUGAACCAAGUCAUGAAGGUCUUUGGAUUAUAACACCUUUUAAGGAGACAGAUUAUUGGUUCUUGAAAACAGAGGUUGGUAUGGAAGCGAGCGAGGAUCUCCAGUUCUCCGAUGACGAAGAAACUCGAGCAGUGGUCUACAAACCCGAGCUCGCAAUGGUGUCGGCACCCACGAUUUUACUGACACUCGAAGCUGGUAUUGGUAACAAAACUCUUCCAAUGCUGCUUUUGCAUCUUGGCUUCCAAAGCAACGUUCACGAUUGGAGCACAAACACGAUGAGCAUUGAAUCGACAAUGUCCUUGGUGAUGGCAUACUACAACAGUAGACUUGCACUGUGGGAGCCUCUAAUCGAGCCAAUGGAGGCAAUGAACAAUGGAAAACGCUCUUCCUCUCCUUGGGAAUUGAAAACUAAGAUUCAAUUCAACGAUAUUUCUGUAGACACGGCGCUAAGUGCACUCAGCCCUGUAUCCGAGAUUGAACCAGACGAGUUCCAUCAAAAGUCAAGAAUGUCCAUCGACAUUACGUCCUCUGAAAAUCUCGAGGUCACUGUAACGAAAACGUGUCUUGAUGUGCUGAAACAACUUGGCAAUGCUUUUUCGAAUGCCAUGGAGGUUGGAAACAAGACAUCGACCAAGAAAGUUGCUCCUUAUAUUCUGAAAAAUGAAACUGGCUUACCUAUGACUUUAGAUUUAGAACACAGUCACUUUAAAUUAGCAGAGGAUGAAAACAGGGUUCACAGCAACGAUACUUGUUACGCGGAGGUGAUACUUGAGUCUGGUGCUUCCAUCCAGUUGGCUUCCAAGAUUAAAACCGAAAUUCACCUUCUGCAACAGUUGAAGGCCGACACAGUGAAAGAUCGAGGCACCAAGUUUGUCAUAUCGUUUAAGGGUAUCGACGGAAAACUGGAGAUUCCGGUACUCAGAGCGGACAAGCGGUUCUUUUCCUUGAAGUAUCGAAAAGAAGGCUCCGAAGAAUGGGGCAUAAUCUCUGACGUCGUUGUCGAGGACGGAAGUACAAUCGUGACACUGCGAAGCGUUCUGCAGGUGCACAACCACUUCUGCGAGCCGGUCUCUGUGUAUUACAUGACAAAACGCGGUAACGAGGUCGAGAAGGUUGGUACAGUCCUUCCUGAUGAGAAAUUGAAUUUGCCGCUCGAUGCGGUCUAUACGACUACGAAUAUCUACUGGCUGUUCUUCAGCAUCGACGGCUAUAUGGUAUCCGUCGAGCCGUUUGUCUGGAAGGAGCUCCAGAAAACUGUUUCCAUGACCAAGCUUCUUAAGUGCGAGACUCGUUCCAAGAUGGACACUAUCGAGCCCUUCUACAUACAGACGCUAUACGCGAUGCUCGUGCUCGUGAGCGUGCUGCUGUGCAGCGAGGCGCUAAGCUCGCUGCUAAGCGUGCUCGAGCGCAUCCUUCGCCGGCGCUGCUGGGCCCUCGGCGAGCCCGCGGCCAGAGCACCGACGGUGCAAACUACCGCGACCUCGGUCCUGCAGGUGGUAGGAGAAAUUGAGCAAGUGUACUUUGAAAACACAUCGCGCCAUACAAUGGCUAGUACGAUUUAUAACGUUCACCUGUAUCCGUCGAUCUACUUCAAGAAUUUCCUGCCCAUCGACAUCAUCAUUUGCCUACCCGGUAAUACCCAAGAACGACGCGUCGAAGCCAGCACUACUUUACAGAUACCCACUGUCGAUCCUAACAACUCCAGUAUCGUAAUCAAGCUACCGCAAUAUUUGGAGAAGGACUGGUCCUGCAGAGUAGAACUAACGUCGAAUCCGGCUGAAUUUUCGGUCUUGUCGUUUGAGUCAUUCGACAGUGCGCAGAAAGUCAUCAUGGACCUAGGCAUACAUUCGUCAUUUAAGCAUGGUUCAAUAAUUAUGGCCCUCUACUGUCCUUUCUGGAUGCUUAACAAGACCGGCCUCAUGCUCUCUUACAGAAAAUCGAGUAAAGGUGGCAAAGAGCAUUCGAGCCCGAUCAAGAGUCUUUCUUGUAUAAGUUCUGGCCAACGACGCGGACGACACGGAAGGAAGAAGGUGCCCUCGAGUACGGAGGAUCACCUGAACGUCCUGUACCAUCCGGAAACAUUCAAGGGCCCGAUUCUGUUCUCCUUCCGGUCGAAGGUGUUCUUCGGAAAGAAGAAGGCGAUGGUGAGAGUUGAAGACGGCGAGUGGUCCGACAAGUUCUCCAUCGAUGUUGCCGGUAGCAAAGGUGUAGUGUCAUGCAAGUACAACGGCAAGAUCUAUCAGAUCGGUGUGCACAAUCAGCUCACGUACAACUCGUUGACAAAGCAAAUAACUUUCGCCCCGUACUACGUGUUGAUCAACAAUGCCGACUUCCUCUUAGAGUGCCAGGAAGCCGAUCGUCCAGCCGAUCCCCUCAUGAAGGUUCCACCAGGUGAGUGUACCGCACUUUGGCCUCAAUCGACGCUCGAAGAUAAGAUGCUCAAGGCCAAAGUGGCUGGACAUCCCGAAAAAACCGCAGCGUUCAUCUAUACCGACGUACACAGUACGCUGCUCAAGCUCGAGAAUAAGUACGGGGGCAUAAACGUCGAUGUGCAGAUCAACGAAGGUGGUGUCUAUAUCUCGCUGUCGGCCUAUGCGCACGGCAAUGCCCCAGCGCUCAUCGUCAAUCAUACGCCCUACUCGAUUCACCUCUGGGAGAAGGGAUCGAUGAAUGUCAGGACGAUCCAAUCGUACAACCGUAUGUUCUACACGUGGGAGAACCCCGCAGGUGCACGAUUGUUAGUCUGGGAAGACGGCAAUAAGAAGGAGAUCGCCGAUAACCUGCGCAAGGACAACCUCGGUGCGUUCGUUAUACCCGACGUUGACCAAGAGGUAUAUUACGUCUCGUUCCUCGACGGUAUACAGCGCGUUUUGCUCUUCACGUCGAAUCUUAAAAUAGCUGAAGACUGCCAGCUAGUUGGAGAUCUUGAGAUUGUUGACCAGGAUAUCACGAUGAGCAUUCAUGGGGUUGGGCUGUCGCUUGUCAAUAAUAUAAACAAAUCGGAGCUGCUGUACUUGUGUAUCGCCAGUUCUGGUAUCAUUUGGGAAACUCGAAAAACUAUGACAAGCAGGUGGCGAGCUUUAAAUAAUCGAGAAGUUGCACUCGUCGAGGAAGGCUACCAGAGGUACCUAAGGGAGCUCCAGGUGGACAAAGAAACGGCAUAUAGAGUCGCUUUGGAACCCAAGUUUGAAGUUGACUACUUGAACUUAGAAAUGCUGCGACCACACAGGCGAUACAUGCGCCGGACCUUCCAAACAGGUCUUUGGGUGCAGUACCGUACUUCAGUGCAUCAGGUGCAGCUGCACGCCAAGAUCAAUCGGCUGCAAAUCGAUAAUCAACUCACGGAUUGCAUCUUCCCCGUCAUUCUCGCUCCGGUUCCACCACCCAAGAGUGUGUCUCAGAGCUCAGUCAUGAAGCCGUUCGCUGAGUUGAGUAUGGUGAAACGCUUGCUUGAGCACAGCAGCGUGCAGCAAUUCCGGUACUUUAAAGUUCUCAUUCAGGAGUUCCACGUAAAAGUGGAUUUGGCGUUUAUUAGUGCUCUGAUGCUACUUUUCGAAUCCGACGAGGCUAAUGAUACGCAAGAAAGUGAACUCUUUAAAACGGAUAUGAAAUUGGUGGACGAACCGCUUAUACAUCACGUGAACCUUAUCACCACGGCUGAGCAAAAGAACUUUUUCGAUUUGCUGCAUUUCUCACCUUUAAAAAUACACAUUAGCUUCUCCAUGACCGGCAGUGGCAGCGGACCUUCCGCGGUCCCGCAAAUUUUGAACGUAUUACUUCAGGGUAUUGGAGUUACAAUAACAGACAUAAACGAUAUUGUGUUCAAACUGGCCUACUUCGAGAGAGAUUAUGUUUUCAUGACGCACAAUCAGCUGGUCUCCGAAGCGACGAGCCAUUACACCGGCCAGGCAAUCAAGCAGCUCUAUGUAUUGGUUCUCGGCUUGGACGUCAUCGGCAAUCCUUACGGCCUUGUGGUUGGUGCCAUGAAAGGCGUGGAGGAUCUGUUCUACGAGCCUUUCCAGGGCGCCAUUCAGGGCCCCGGUGAAUUCGCCGAGGGCUUGCUUCUUGGGGUGCGCAGUAUGCUUGGUCAUACUGUCGGUGGUAUGGCUGGAGCUGUUUCCAAAAUCACGGGUGCUAUGGGUAAGGGUCUUGCCGCGUUGACUUUUGACAAAGACUACCAGCGUAAACGUCAAGAGCAGCUCAACAAGCAGCCUGCGAAUCUGCAGGAAGGACUUGCAAGAAGUGGAAAAGGCCUAGUCAUGGGCGUGGUCGAUGGUAUUUCUGGAGUGGUCAUGAAACCAUAUUCUGGUGCAAAGGAAGAAGGAGUCGAAGGAUUCUUCAAAGGCUUUGGAAAGGGAAUGGUUGGACUCGUCACGAGACCGACGGCAGGAAUUGUGGAUUUUGCUAGUGGCUCUUUCGGCGCAGUUAGAAGAGCUACUGAUAUGAGCGAAGAGGCUAAGCGUGUACGGCCGCCGAGGUUUUUGCAACCUGAUAGCUUAGUCCGACCCUAUAUUCGUGAUGAAGCUGAGGGCAACAAAAUUCUUUGUGAACUCGAAAAAGGAAAAUAUGCAAAUACCGAUAUAUAUUAUUUCCACUUGUACCUUAACAGGGAUGUAUUAUUACUUACGGACAAGAGAAUUGCCUACUUGGAACAUUGUGAUCUGUUUGGAGGUUGGAAGGUUGAUUGGUCUUACACCUGGCAAGAAAUCGAUCCCCCUCCAAUAAUGGUAGACAAAGGUAUUCAAAUUAACAUAAAAACGGCUAGAAAGAAGCUUGGCGGAUUCUUUGGUAACUCGGACGCGACAAAAGUUCUUCUGAUACCAGAUUUGCAAACUAAACAGCUGCUGUGCGGCAAAAUGCAAGAGCAACUUCGACAAUAUGAAGUCUAAAAUUAGUCAAAGAACAAUAAAUUUUACUGCAUUACACAGGGCGAAGCGAAAUAUCGUUUCAUUCAAACGUACUAGCAUCGUAUUUGCUACUGCUGGAGCACAAAAUCUUGUUCAUUCAAGCAAGACUGAUAAGAUGCUUGACGUAGAACGGAAUCAUAGUCGACGAAUUUAGAAAAAGAAUGAAUAAGUAUGUUCUUCCCUACCUCGACUAAUUGUUUAAAGAAUUUAGAAACAAGCAUUGUGAUUCCGAUAAAAUCAUAUUAAAUGGGAGUAGCCUUUUUAUGCAUAAUUUCGAAAAUUCGGCAUUACCGACAGCUUUAAUCAUUUAAUGCCACAGUCAUUGUAUAGUUAUUUUCGAUGCGCGAUUUCUAGCUUGCACGGACUCGUAAUUUACGAUAGUUUGUUGAUUUUGGAGAAUCAUAUACGAACUCAAGCUUAGAGAUUUGCGAAUUAAUAAGAUGUAAAUCAUAAUCUGUAUAAAGUACAUCUUCUGCGAUUUGUAUUUACUUAUACAUAUAUAUAUUUUUUUUUUCAAUUGACGGAAAGCUUGUUAUGCUUUCUUCUAAACGGCUUGAUAUUGAUUUAAAUUGUAUUCUUGUCAAGGGCAAGUAUGUCAAGUGCUGCACAGCUUUAAACUUAUGUGUAUACUAAGAUUAUCACGAGUGUGAACAAUGAAAAACCGCGAAAGCUUAUAAGCUUUGAAAGUUCCUUUUGUAUAAAUGUCCUCUAUGAAGGUGACUACUAUAAAAUUUUUCGCUAACGAUUGUUUUUUCUCUUUCUGUUGCGUCAUGUGAAUCAAGAUAAGGCGUCAUCUAUCUAUGCGAUUAUGCAUUUUUGAUAUUCUUUUUGCUGUUUUAUAAGAAUUUACGAUACAGUAGAGAGCGUUUUAUAUCCGCUGGAAAUAAUUUAUUUGACGAUCGCAAAUCGAAGCAUUGUUUAAAUAUAUAUAUAAUGAAAGAUUUAACAAUGAACGUUGAACGAUGAUUUUUUUAGCUACGACGAAGCGAUCGAAGAUUAAUGUCAUUGUGAGACUAUAUAUUUUUCAUCCAAGUGUCUCAUCUUGUAGAUUUUACAAAUAAAUAGACACGUUGAUGAUUA